AUGAGUGACCAACCAAACCGAAUGAGAAAAGAAAAGAGAACUUAUCCAGUUGCACCAAAGGCAGAGGUGAAGGGAAAAUUACAACCAAACACUAGCAACCCAGCAUCCCCAAUAAUAAUUAAUAAGAACAACGCUAGGAUUAGACAACCCACAGCAACCCGGAAAAAUAAGUUCGUCCGGAAGAGAAAAGACGUAGAUCCUAUGGUUCCAUUUCUUGCCGAAAAAAUGUCCAUCCACAAUCUCCAGUGUGACGAAGAAUGUCCCAAAGGGAUGAUUCCUGACCGGUACCCAGAUAAACAGACGACAUGUGAAGCAAAACUGACGGACGAGGACAACCUGUAG
Dovyalis caffra is the source of this 342-nucleotide messenger RNA. The record is from the annotation of a GenBank genome assembly. NCBI's taxonomy places the organism in Eukaryota, Viridiplantae, Streptophyta, Magnoliopsida, Malpighiales, Salicaceae.